ACCCAUUCUUCUUCUUCUUCAGUUCUUCUUCUCCUCCUCCUCGCCUCCUUCCCCUUCUUCGAAACCCUAAAUUUUCCCCAAACUCCAACAGAGAAAUUCGACAUCUCCUCUCUUCUGUGGACGAAGAUAACAGCAAUUGGACAAGUAACAUGGACAUGUCCACCCUGCAACCAUUAUAUUAUUGCAAUGCAGUACAAUUUUCUGGGGUUGCUCAAGAAGGUAAGAGACUUUGGAUCAGAGCAAGAACUGCACCGAUACAUUAUAGGCUCCUCAAGCUAAUUCAUAGCUGUCGUCGUUGGAUUGACCCGUCCGGCGUGGACAUGGUUCCGAUCAGAGUAAAACUCUACCAGCAAACAGUAACUGUCCGCUGGGAUGAGUUUUGUAGAGGCCUUAGUUUUGAUGAACCAAAAUGGGUAACUGAAAGACGAUUUAUUGUCCCCGUCUCUGAUUUCAAGGAAUUAUCGAAAUUGGGUGGUUAUAGAAAGAUUGUGGCCGGGUAUCUUUCCAGCAUGCGCGUCCCAGAAGAUGAGCAGGAAGCUAUUAUUCAAGAAAUAUUUUGGGCAAUUUAUCAUGCCGUCCCUGGAUUUCCCAUUAUUGUGAGGAUACUGCAGUUGACUCUGCAAGUAGCGAACAAUGCAAUUACAUCAUAUAUUGAGGGUUUGGAGAGAGUGAGAGUUGAUAGUUUGGAGGAAGCUAAUAGACAUACAACUUGCGCUAUUUGUACGGAGGACCUUGAUCACUUUGAAGGGAUUGAUAAUGAUGAGCAGAUGAUUAUUCGCUUGCCCUGCUUGCACCUUUAUCAUGGAGAUUGCAUUGUCCCUUGGCUGGAGAGGUGUCUGGACUGCCCCUUGUGUCGACAGUUUAUGCCUUUUCUUAUGCCUAUUGUGCAAGAGGCUAAUUCAUCAUCAAAACCCUCAGGCCUACUGCGUUGGCCUACACUGCUCAUGAUGUCUGCUGGCGGUAUAAUAACUGCUACGCUUCUGUGCAGAUUAUUGAAGCGAACUUGAGAAUGAAGAUGCUUGCACAUCUUGCAUAGCCGCCUCUACUGUUUAUAUAUCUUACCAUUGACCUUGUAUUUGGCUGUUAAAUUAUUUUCCUUCAGCGUUUCAAUUGUUUCUUUUCUCUUUUAAACAAACCAGCAUUUGAAUUUACAGAAGUAGAUGAAGAUAGUCAUAUAUUAUUUAUCACAACUCUUUAUCCUUUCAUACAAUAGUAGAAACUACAGGUGUAACUGGUUAAUAUGGUCAUCUGUACUUUAUUUAUUAAAACCAUGUGUUUUAACUUUUGAUUCUGAUGCAUCCAUUAUUCAUGUUCGUGUCUGGAAUUCCUGAUCUUCACUACAUUUCUACAGCUGAAAUGGAGAGAGGGAGAGUGAGUGAGUGAGUGAUACUCUCAGAUUUAUGGUCAAGUAUAUAUAGCACGGGGAACUGGUUUGGAGAGUUGGAUUGUACGUACACUGUCAAGUGCUUCAAGCCUGAUAACUGAAGUUCAUGUUGCUUUGAAAAUGAGAGGUCGGUCAUUUCUUGAAAGAGAUCUGGUAUGGGACCUGAUGUUGUGCCUGUGAACCCAAGACAGUCAUCUCCUGAAUGAUAUUCAGCAUGGGACCGGUGAUGUUGGUUUCGACUGUAGAAUUACAAGGUUGUUCAUGCAAAUCUUGUUAUAUUGGUCUAGGCCUUUUUGUGCUUUGCUAUGGUAUUUAUGCAAUGGUCUGUAGCAUGUAAGUCUUAGAGAUUCUUUGUGAAAUACUACCACGGGGGGUUUCUUUGGCAACAAUAAGGCUGAUGUCAUUCAAUUGAGUUACUCCCAGUUCCCAUACAUCAGACUAAAAGAGGCAUAAUCUUUUAUCGA
Messenger RNA from Rosa rugosa (rugosa rose), 1848 nucleotides. RefSeq lists its product as uncharacterized. Gene Ontology annotation, cellular component: cytoplasm. NCBI's taxonomy places the organism in Eukaryota, Viridiplantae, Streptophyta, Magnoliopsida, Rosales, Rosaceae. Gene Ontology annotation, molecular function: ubiquitin protein ligase activity. The record is from RefSeq and is a predicted model, not a curated record. Bases 150 to 1007 code for a protein of 285 amino acids. The transcript has 2 exons. Gene Ontology annotation, biological process: protein ubiquitination.